Messenger RNA from Sorex araneus (European shrew), 534 nucleotides. RefSeq names its product natural killer cells antigen CD94-like. Lineage: Eukaryota; Metazoa; Chordata; Mammalia; Eulipotyphla; Soricidae. The record is from RefSeq and is a predicted model, not a curated record. Bases 1 to 534 code for a protein of 177 amino acids. Gene Ontology annotation, biological process: stimulatory C-type lectin receptor signaling pathway; positive regulation of natural killer cell mediated cytotoxicity. The transcript has 6 exons.
AUGGCAGCCUUUCGGACCACUCAGUGGAGGUGGAUCUCUGGAAUCUUAGGAAUAUUGUGCCUUUUCCUGAUGAUACUUUUAGGAAUUUUGUUGAAUAAGCCAUAUUUGAAUCAAAGUAUUACGCCAACCCCCUCGCCAGGAUUGCAGGAAGAUCAUUCUGACAGCUGCUGUUUUUGUCCGGAAGGGUGGCUUGGACAUCAAUGCAAAUGUUACUUUUUUUCCAUUGAGCAAAAGAGCUGGGAAGCGAGUAGGAACUUCUGUGAAUCCAAGAAUUCCAGCCUCCUUCAGUUGCACAGCAAAGAUGAACUGGGUUUUGUCCGGCGCAGUCGGUACUUUUACUGGAUUGGAAUUUCUUACAAUAAGGAUCGCGGUGCCUGGUUUUGGCUGAAUGGCUCUGCCUUCUCCCCCGCUCUAUUUAAAGAGCCUCAAGCUUUCAACACAAAGAAAUGCAUAACGUAUAAACCAGGUGAAGGAUUUUUGGAUGAUUCCUGUGAGAAGAAAAAUAGUUACAUCUGCAAACAACAGCUUAAUUAG